Vanessa atalanta (red admiral) is the source of this 1387-nucleotide messenger RNA. It is a transcript of the gene CAHbeta, whose product is annotated as beta carbonic anhydrase 1. The transcript has 5 exons. The coding region runs from base 150 to 914 and encodes 254 amino acids. NCBI's taxonomy places the organism in Eukaryota, Metazoa, Arthropoda, Insecta, Lepidoptera, Nymphalidae. Gene Ontology annotation, molecular function: carbonate dehydratase activity; zinc ion binding. The record is from RefSeq and is a predicted model, not a curated record.
ACAUUAUUUCUAUACCUCAACGAUUCAACGGCGACCGCGAUAAGCUUAGCUAAUGAAGGUCAGAAACGUCAAAACUAAACUGGACACAUGCUCGAACUUCCUAUUUCCCGACGUAAUUAUAGCCAAGUAAGGCUAACUUUAUUUAAAAAAUGGAUAGAAUUUUAAGAGGAAUUAUGAGAUAUCGUGUCUUAGACAGAGCAAGCAUGGUUAAACAAUUUGAACAAGUUCGGGACAAUCCUGUGCCAAAAGCUAUAUUUUAUAGUUGUAUGGACAGUAGAAUGAUUCCCACAAGAUUUACGGAAACAUCUGUUGGUGAUAUGUUCGUUGUGAGGAAUGCCGGAAAUCUCAUACCACAUUCUCAAGCUUUUGUUGAUGAGAUGACAAGUUGUGAACCAGCAGGUUUAGAGCUUAGUUGUGUUUUAAAUGAUGUUAAGCAUGUAAUUGUUUGCGGCCACAGUGACUGUAAGGCGAUGAAUCUUCUUUACAAAUUAAAAAGUGACGAAGAAUCGAGUCUAGAACAAAGAAGAAUCUCACCACUUAAAUCUUGGCUUUGUACUCAUGGAAAGUCAAGUUUAGAUAAAUUCUUAGAUGUUAAAGGAAAUUUUGAUAAACCUAUAUUGUUUUCUGCUGAGACUCCGCAGAGAAAGUUUGUAGCUUAUAUCGAUCCUGAAAAUAAUUUUUGUAUCGAAGACAAAUUGUCACAGGUCAACACUUUACAGCAAUUACAAAACAUCGCAUCAUAUGGAAUGUUAAAAAAACGCUUAGAAAGACAUGAUUUACAUAUUCAUGCCUUAUGGUUUGAUAUUUACACUGGAGAUAUAUAUUACUUUAGCCGAAGAGCUAAACGAUUUCUUAUAAUAGAUGAAUCAAGCUACGAAAUUAUUUUAGCUGAAAUCCGAAGAUAUUACUCAUAACAAUUAUAACACUAGGAUUUUAAGUGCAUUUAUUGCUUAAGUAAUAAUAUCACCAGCAGCGGAUGGGACCAAGAUAUUUUUUGAAAUUGAUAUAUUUUUCUACUAAAUUAUUUAUAUUUUAUCGUGAUACCAAAUUAAACAUUUAAAUUUGGAUGUUUAAUUUAUAAAAAAUAUCGACUUAGUGUACUACUGUUUUAGGAAUUAGUAAUAAUCUAACAUAAGUGUUUCUUUUUUACUUUUUUAUGCUUUUUACAAGUUUUUAACAUUUUAGGGUUAUUAAUUUAUUAAGAAACGGGUUUUUUAAAGUAAAUAAUCAUAAAUAAUGCAAUUUAAAUUUUGCACACAUACUAUGAAAUUGUAUCUCUAGACAUAUUGCCUACAUAACAUACAAGCGAAAUCUAUAAUAUGUAUGUCUAAAAAAUCGAGACAUUGUUUUUAUAAGAGAGGACACACAAUACAAUACUCUCUGAUGU